CAUUCGAAAAUGUUUAGUUUCUCGGGUCAGACUGACUUCGGUGGGCGUCGAUGUGUGUGGGUCAAUGGUCCGGUCAUAGUUGGGGCCGGACCCUCAGGGCUAGCCGUCUCGGCUUGCCUUAAGGAACAAGGCAUUCCCUUUGUGGUCAUUGAAAGAUCCGACUGCAUUGCUUCCCUGUGGCAAAAACACACCUACGAUCGCUUAAAACUUCACCUCCCGAAAAAAUUCUGCCAACUUCCCAAACAGCCCUUCCCCGAGGAAUACCCCGAAUACCCAACCAAGAAACAAUUCAUUUCGUAUCUCGAGAAUUACGCUCAGAAAUUCGACAUCAAACCGCAAUUCAACGAGUGCGUGCAGUCGGCUAAGUACGACGAAGCCUGCCAUCUUUGGCGGGUUAUAACCGUUUCAACCACUGGGUUGGUCCGGUUGGAAACAGAGUAUAUCUGCCAGAUGCUUGUGGUGGCGACCGGAGAAAAUGCUGAAGGGGUAGUACCGGAAAUCGAAGGAUUAAAAGAGUUUUCCGGUGAAGUCAUCCAUGCAAAACACUACAAGUCCGGCGAGAAACACAAAGGAAAGAAAGUGUUGGUCGUCGGAUGUGGAAAUUCCGGCAUGGAAGUCUCUCUUGAUCUCUCCAACCAUAAUGCUAAACCAGCCAUGGUUGUUCGAAGCUCGGUCCAUGUUUUACCACGAGAAAUUUUCGGAAAAUCGACAUUCGACCUCGCCAUGAUGCUAAUGAAAUGGCUACCGUUAUGGCUGGUUGACAAGCUUCUAUUAAUCUUGGCAUGGUUCAUCCUAGGAAGCACACAAAAACUAGGCAUAAAAAGACCAUCUUUAGGUCCAUUACAACUCAAAAACCACCAUGGAAAGACUCCAGUUCUCGAUAUCGGAGCACUCGAAAGAAUCCGAUCCGGCGACAUUACCGUCGUCCCCGGAAUCAAAAGAUUCAAUUCCAAUUCCGUCGAGCUCGUCAACGGCGACACCCUUAACAUCGAUUCAGUGGUUUUAGCAACUGGGUAUUGCAGCAAUGUUCCUUACUGGCUUCAGGAAACAGAAUUCUUUGCCAAAAAUGGAUUCCCGAAAACCCCAUUUCCAAAUGGGUGGAAAGGAAAGUGUGGAUUAUAUGCAGCAGGGUUUACAAGACGAGGACUUGCAGGUGCAUCUGCUGACGCCAUGAAAAUUUCUCAAGAUAUUGGGAAAGUAUGGAAAGAGGAGCUGAAUCAGAAGAAACAGAAGGUUCCAACACAUAGAAGAUGCAUUUCAACCUUCUAA
Messenger RNA from Cynara cardunculus var. scolymus (artichoke), 1269 nucleotides. Its product is annotated as probable indole-3-pyruvate monooxygenase YUCCA5. The record is from RefSeq and is a predicted model, not a curated record. Gene Ontology annotation, biological process: auxin biosynthetic process. NCBI's taxonomy places the organism in Eukaryota, Viridiplantae, Streptophyta, Magnoliopsida, Asterales, Asteraceae. The transcript is spliced from 3 exons. Gene Ontology annotation, molecular function: flavin adenine dinucleotide binding; N,N-dimethylaniline monooxygenase activity; NADP binding. The coding region runs from base 10 to 1269 and encodes 419 amino acids.